AUGACGAUCGCAUCCGAGUCUGACAAGCAAACGUCGGCUCUGAAUCGCCGUAACGAACACGAUUAUAGUCUUCAGCUGAACCGCUGGUUUCUGAAACCAAUCGGUGCCUGGCCAGAGUCGCGCACUACGACGAUCACCGAGAGACUCCUGUCGAGAAUCAUUCAGAUAACAUGCUACGCUCUCAUAGCUUUCACGGUUGUGCCUUGCAUGAUGUACUUCUACUUUGAGGAGCAGGAUCUCGAUACCAAGAUAAAUUCGGUGGGUCCGGUAAGCCACUGGAUUAUGAGCGGAAUAAAUUAUACCUCCCUUCUGUGGCGCAGCAAAGACAUACGUCGCUGCAUCGAGCACAUGGAGAGCGAUUGGUGCGCGGUGAGCAGAAACGUGGAUCGCGGAGUGAUGCUCAGAUACGCCAAAUUCGGCAGAUCCGUGGCCGGGUUCUGCGCCGUUUUCAUGCACUGCGGUGUGUUCUCGUACAGUGUAGUGAACAGUUUAACGCCGAUGAUCGUCAUGGUCGGCAACGAGACCGUCUCGGCGCGACGGCUGCCUUGUCCGUUCUACAGCAAGCUACUGGAUACCAGCCGUGAUCCAGCGAACGAGAUCGUGCUGAUGAUACAGUUUCUGUCUGGUUUCAUAGCUAAUUCCAUCAUCGUCGGUGCGUGCAGCCUCGCUGCAGUUUUCGCAAUGCACGUGUGCGGCCAAUUCGCCGUGCUCUACACGUGGCUGAACGAACUGGUUGAUGAGAAAAAGGGGAAGCCAACCGCUGAGAGCAAACUGGCAAACAUAGUCGAGCAUCACCUACGUGUUCUAAAUUUCAUAUCGCGCUUCGAAAAAAUCAUGAAUCAAAUAUGUCUGGUGGAAUUAGUUGGAUGCACAAUGAAUUUGUGCUUGCUCGGCUUCUGUUCUAUCAAGGAAUGGAAUGCAAGAAACACGAAGGCUAUAACAACAUACGGUCUUGUGUUCAUAUCCCUAUCUUUUAAUAUCUUUAUAUUUUGUUACAUCGGUGAAAUAAUCACGGAGCAGUGUAAAAAGGUUGGCGAAAUGGCUUACUUCAUUAAUUGGUACCGUUUACCUCAUAAAACCGCCCUUGGUAUAGUGUUGAUAAUAUCGAGGUCCGGCAUUGUGAUCAAAAUUACUGCUGGAAAAUUGAUUCACCUCUCUUUAAUGACUUUCGGUGAUGUGAUUAAAACUUCUGCGGCAUAUCUGAAUAUACUUCGUACUGUAAUGUAACAUACUACGUGAAAAAUAGGCGUCAACUAAAUACACACGCAAGAGGAAAUUUUUUUCUGAAGUUGUCAGUAAUGUCACUUUUCUAAUUAAUAAGACUAAUCAUUGCAAAAAUUGUCGAAAUCAUAGUGUACAAAGAAUUAAAGUACAAUAUAAAGAACAUACGAUACAUAGAUAUACACAUAGAUGUACUCACAUGCAUCUAAAAAUUCACAAAAU
Molecule: messenger RNA, 1443 nt
Organism: Vollenhovia emeryi
Lineage: Eukaryota; Metazoa; Arthropoda; Insecta; Hymenoptera; Formicidae
Product: odorant receptor 4-like
Exons: 5
Coding region: 1-1227 (408 amino acids)
Biological process (GO): sensory perception of smell; detection of chemical stimulus involved in sensory perception of smell
Cellular component (GO): plasma membrane
Molecular function (GO): odorant binding; olfactory receptor activity
Source: RefSeq, a predicted model, not a curated record